Pterocles gutturalis (yellow-throated sandgrouse) is the source of this 582-nucleotide messenger RNA. RefSeq names its product transmembrane protein 9 (gene TMEM9). Gene Ontology annotation, cellular component: lysosomal membrane. NCBI's taxonomy places the organism in Eukaryota, Metazoa, Chordata, Aves, Pterocliformes, Pteroclidae. The transcript is spliced from 5 exons. The record is from RefSeq and is a predicted model, not a curated record. The coding region runs from base 7 to 582 and encodes 191 amino acids.
UCCAUCAUGUUUGCCCAGUGCACCCAGAAGUGUGCGAGCUCCGUGCUGCUGAUGGUGCUGCUGUACUGCAUCCUUUCUCCUCCUGCACAAGCCAGCAAGAGCUUGCAGGACAUCCGCUGCAAGUGCAUCUGUCCCCCGUACCGGAAUAUCAGUGGGCACAUUUACAAAAAGAAUGUGUUGCAGAAGGACUGCAACUGCCUGCACGUCGUGGAGCCGAUGCCGGUGCCAGGGAAUGACGUGGAGGCAUACUGCCUGCUGUGUGAAUGCAAGUACGAGGAGCGCAGCACCACCACCAUCAAGGUGAUCAUCAUCAUUUACUUGUCGGUGGUGGGGGCCCUGCUGCUUUACAUGGCUUUCCUUGUGCUGGUGGACCCCCUGAUCCGGAAGCCAGAUGCUUAUACCCAGCCCCUGCACAAUGAGGAGGAGAAUGAGGAUGGUCGCUCCUUGGCCGCAGCUCCCACCUCGUCUGGCGCUAGAGCCAACACGGUGCUGGAGAGGGUGGAGGGGGCCCAGCAGCGCUGGAAGCGGCAGGUGCAGGAGCAGGGGAAGACAGUUUCCGCCCGCCACAAGAUGCUGAGCUAG